AAGGGCGCCCACUGCAUGCUUUUGGGGCAGAGGAGCGGGGUGGGUCUGGCCCGGGCUCACUUUGAGAAGCAGCCGCCUUCCAAUCUUCGGAAAUCCAACUUCUUCCACUUCGUCCUGGCCCUCUACGACAGACAGGGUCAGCCCGUGGAGAUCGAGAGGACAGCCUUUGUGGGGUUCGUGGAGAAGGAAAAAGAAGCCAACAGCGAAAAGACCAAUAACGGGAUUCACUACCGGCUCCAGCUCCUUUACAGCAACGGGAUAAGGACAGAGCAAGAUUUCUACGUUCGCCUCAUUGACUCCAUGACAAAACAAGCCAUAGUGUAUGAAGGCCAAGACAAGAACCCUGAAAUGUGCCGAGUCUUGCUCACGCAUGAGAUCAUGUGCAGCCGCUGUUGUGACAAGAAAAGCUGUGGCAACCGAAAUGAGACUCCUUCAGAUCCAGUGAUAAUUGACAGGUUCUUCUUGAAGUUUUUCCUCAAAUGCAACCAAAAUUGCCUAAAGAAUGCAGGAAAUCCACGUGACAUGCGGAGAUUCCAGGUCGUGGUGUCUACAACAGUCAACGUGGAUGGCCAUGUCCUGGCAGUCUCUGAUAACAUGUUUGUUCAUAAUAACUCGAAGCAUGGGCGGAGGGCUCGGAGGCUUGACCCCUCGGAAGGUACGCCCUCUUAUCUGGAACAUGCAGCUACUCCCUGUAUCAAAGCCAUCAGCCCGAGUGAAGGAUGGACAACGGGAGGUGCGACUGUGAUCAUCAUAGGGGACAAUUUCUUUGAUGGGUUACAGGUCAUAUUCGGUACCAUGCUGGUCUGGAGUGAGUUGAUUACUCCUCAUGCCAUCCGUGUGCAGACACCUCCUCGGCACAUCCCUGGUGUUGUGGAAGUUACACUGUCCUACAAAUCUAAGCAGUUCUGCAAAGGGACCCCGGGCAGAUUCAUCUACACAGCGCUCAAUGAACCUACCAUUGAUUACGGUUUUCAGAGAUUACAGAAGGUCAUUCCCAGGCAUCCUGGUGACCCCGAGCGUUUGCCAAAGGAAGUGAUACUCAAAAGGGCUGCAGACCUGGUGGAAGCCCUGUAUGGGAUGCCCCACAACAACCAGGAAAUUAUUCUGAAGAGAGCCGCCGACAUCGCAGAGGCCCUCUACAGUGUCCCUCGCAACCACAACCAGCUCCCGGCCCUUGCCAACACCUCGGUCCAUGCAGGGAUGAUGGGUGUGAAUUCGUUCAGUGGACAACUGGCUGUGAAUGUCUCGGAGGCAUCGCAAGCCACCAACCAGGGUUUCACCCGCAACUCAAGCAGUGUGUCACCUCAUGGAUACGUGCCGAGCACCACCCCCCAGCAGAGCAACUAUAACUCUGUCACCACGAGCAUGAACGGAUAUGGCUCUGCUGCCAUGUCCAAUUUGGGUGGCUCCCCAACUUUCCUCAACGGCUCAGCUGCCAACUCACCCUAUGCCAUUGUGCCAUCCAGCCCUACCAUGGCCUCCUCUACAAGCCUCCCCUCCAACUGCAGCAGCUCCUCUGGCAUCUUUUCCUUCUCACCAGCCAACAUGGUCUCGGCCGUGAAACAGAAGAGUGCAUUUGCACCUGUUGUCAGACCCCAGACCUCCCCACCUCCAACCUGCACCAGCACCAAUGGGAACAGCCUGCAAGCAAUAUCUGGCAUGAUUGUUCCUCCCAUGUGAAAGAAUUGCCUUGAAGAAUUUUAUUAAUGAAGAAGUUGGAUUCUGCUACAAGAGUAAUCUGAUACAAGUCCCAGAGUGGAACUUUUAACUCAGGCCUUUUUAAGAGGAAUCACAAUAACUGCAGAUUUUUAAACAAGCAAAAAUCACCGACUUUACAAAUACUGAAAUUGAAAGGGAUCUGCAAGUGCAGGGUGUUGUUUAAAGCUGUCCCUCCCCAGUGUCGGGGGUAUAUUUAUUCUGUAUCAACAAAAACAAAUCCACUUUUUCUUUCUCUCUCUCUUUUUUUUAAAAGCUUAACUCUGCAAUCAUUUGUCUUUUAUAAACCGUAAAGCUCUACCCAAGGGACACUAUAAAUAAGACUCCAUGUUUUAAUUUAUGAUGUUUUUAAAGCUGUGUAAAGGGAGAAUGAAGUGGUGAUAUUUACAAAAAAGUUAAAAAAGAAAAAAAAAAGAAAAAAAAAAAAGCUUGUAUGGGACAGAAUAGGAAUGCCAGUUAGAUUUUUUAGAAAACUAAGGGUCGGCUUUUGCGCCUUAAAGCAUAUCAAAUGGUAGUUAGCUCAGACAGUGCAUUUCAAUAUCUAACUUAACAUGCCAUCCCUUAGCAGUGCAAGCUUAUUUAUCUCUUUUGUAUUGUUGUCUUAAGUAACUGUGUAAAUAAAUGCAGCCUGGAACGUUAAAAAGUGAUGUAAGUCAUUACAUUUUUCCCUUCUACUAAAAAAAUCCAGUGCCUCUAGACAGAUCGUUAAAAUUGCAUAUUUAAAUCUGAUGUCAUUCUCUCUUUACUUGUGUCAACUUCUUCUGAAGCCAAUGGCCUCUCAAGAGCUCGGUGGCACACACGCUGUGUGAGAAUCUCUUUGAGACUUCAUGGAACAGGGUCCAGGCACCGAAUCCCAUACCGCCCUGCAGUUAGGAAGCCAAAAUUUCACUUCUGCUCUACCAUUCACAUGUUCAAAGUUCACUCAUCCUAAAAUUUGAAAGGCUGACUUUAUACCAAUACUGCAAAAACCCCACAAAAGCAACCUGGCAAGAUAGGGCCUCGAUCCAUCCACCGACCUUUACGUUAUUUGUAAUCUUAUAGAUUAAAACAACAGGUUAAGUGCUUUGCAGUGAAGAGUAAAAAGGAAACUGAGGGUAAGGAGGAGAAGGCUGAAACCUCGGGUUUUCUGUUCUAUGGGAAUUUUUGCUCUCAUUAACUGAGAAGUGUUCUUAAAAAUAAGAAUUAAUAGCAAAGAUGCAGCAAAGCUCUUAGGAUGCAUUUGCCUGAUUUUUUUCUUUGCUGUUGUGUUUUUGUAUGUAGUUAUAAAUACUGUAGAUUUUUUUGUGAUUUUUUUUUUGCCAAAGUUGUUGUUCUAUUUAUACAUUUUAAUGUCUUAGGACAGUUUUCCAAUCUCACGAAAAGAUUUUACUGCAUAUUUUGCAAAUAAAAAAAAAAGCUCACUACCUUUAGCUUGCACAUAUUUGCAUUCAUUAAAAGGCUUUUUGUUUUAAUGGGGAUUUUGUAAAAUAUCCAUAUAAAUAAUGUAUUUAUCUUUGGAAUUUGUACAUUGCUUUCCCUCCUUCUUCUUCCUACCCCUAGUUUAUUUUAUUGUGUAUGUUUGCUAUGUGAAAAGUGCGUAUUUGUUUGGUCACCUACAGUUGUAUUAGCUGUUUCAAUGUGAUUUUUAAACAUUUCAUUUAUAGUUACUGUAUUUUUAGUAUUGUUUUAAACCAUGCUUCAAUUUUUUUUAUUUCCACCCAAAAGCCAUUGUCUAUUUUUGUAUUAUUUGUAAGUUAAGAAGUUUUUUCCAAUAUAUGGCAAAAAUAGUAGCAUAUUAUUCUUGUAGUAUUUAGUUCUGUAGAUUAAAAAGAAAUGUAUCCUUUGCUUUGGAAGCUUACAAAAAACCUAAUGCUGUUUUACUCUAUUAAUAUGCAUGGAAUCUCUCCCUUUGGAGUGACGCAUUUUGUGCAUUAAAUUCGGGGGAGAAACUUCAUAGAAAUCAGUGAACAUACUUUCUUUCUUAAGUCUGCUUGUAUAUUUCCUCUGUCUUUCACAUAAAUAUAAACCAGCAGAUUGGAUGCCUUAACAAUGCAAAUCAUAUUCAUUUCACUUGUACAUUGUAACUGUGCACCAGAACUGUCAGUCAUCACUAACAUUCUAAGAAAAAAGAAAAAGAAAAAAGAAAAAAAAAAAAAAAGAAAUUGAAAAGCACAAAAGAACUGUUUUGUUACCUUAAGACAAUGUAACUUUUCUAGUAGAGCAAGAAAUCAUUUACAACAAUGCUGCAACUGUGCAUGCCCCCGUAUGGAUUUUGCAAUGGUGUUCACUAGACUGUCAGAGUGCGAUUU
Messenger RNA from Fukomys damarensis (Damara mole-rat), 4004 nucleotides. It is a transcript of the gene Ebf1, whose product is annotated as EBF transcription factor 1. The record is from RefSeq and is a predicted model, not a curated record. The transcript is spliced from 16 exons. The coding region runs from base 16 to 1680 and encodes 554 amino acids. Gene Ontology annotation, biological process: regulation of transcription by RNA polymerase II. Gene Ontology annotation, molecular function: DNA-binding transcription factor activity, RNA polymerase II-specific; RNA polymerase II cis-regulatory region sequence-specific DNA binding. Lineage: Eukaryota; Metazoa; Chordata; Mammalia; Rodentia; Bathyergidae.